Molecule: messenger RNA, 1954 nt
Organism: Macrosteles quadrilineatus (aster leafhopper)
Lineage: Eukaryota; Metazoa; Arthropoda; Insecta; Hemiptera; Cicadellidae
Product: sideroflexin-1-3-like
Exons: 8
Coding region: 146-1120 (324 amino acids)
Biological process (GO): serine import into mitochondrion; monoatomic ion transport
Cellular component (GO): mitochondrial inner membrane
Molecular function (GO): monoatomic ion transmembrane transporter activity
Source: RefSeq, a predicted model, not a curated record
CAAUGGAACGCGUUGGUUUACAACAUAGUGCGGGAAACAUCAAAAUUAUCAUAUAACUUAAAUAAAAUAAUAUCUUCGACAUGAAGAUUUAACUUUCCUCUCAUUUUGAAAUCGACAAUUCAAUAAUCCCUUAGCAAAGUCCUGAAUGACAAAAAUGUCACAUUUACCACGGGUUAACCUGGACGAGCCUCGGUGGGAUCAAAGCACGUACAUAGGAAGAGUAAAGUAUUUUUUUAGUGUUGCCAAUCCACUAAAUAUUUUUGUAUCCUCUCAAACUUUGGACGAAGCAAGGACAAUUGUUUUAAAAUACAAGGCUGGCGAGGAUUUACCGAGCACGCUCACCCUGGACGAUGUCUACCGAGCUAAGCUGUUGUACGACUCAGCGUUUCACCCUGACACGGGAGAGAAGAUGACCCUUGUGGGCCGUAUGUCAGCCCAGGUCCCCAUGAACAUGUUCAUCACUGGCAUGAUGAUGACCUUUUACAAGUCAACUCCUGCUGUCGUGUUCUGGCAGUGGUUCAAUCAGUCUUUCAACGCUGUUGUCAACUAUACGAACCGGAGUGGCGCUAAUCCCAUCCCUGCCGAUCAGCUGGCAAAGUCAUACGCAAUGGCAACAAGUGGGGCUUUAGCUACCGCCCUUACCCUCAAUAGGAUGGUUAAAAGAGCACCUCCUCUUAUUGGUCGCCUAGUGCCUUUUGCUGCCGUAGCUGCAGCCAACUGUAUCAACAUUCCUACGAUGAGAAUUAAGGAGAUUGAGACUGGGAUACCAGUGUACGAUAUAAACAACAACAAGCUUGGCGAGUCAAAGGUGGCUGCCAAAACAGGCAUCGCAGCUGUGGUCUUCAGUAGAGUAGUGAUGGGGUCACCAAGCAUGGUGUUAACCCCAGUCAUAGUGAACAAGCUAGAUCAGAAGGGGGUGUUCAGAAGGUAUCCGUGGAGUGCAGCGCCAGUGCAGACUCUCAUCUGUGGAGCCAUUCUGACGUUCGCUACUCCAAUGGCGUGUGCAAUAUUCUCCCAACGAGCUCAGAUCAACGUCGACAAGCUCGAGAAACAUAUCCAGGAGAAAGCAGCAGAACAGAUUCCUCCGGCUGUCCAUGCCUACUACAAUAAAGGCUUGUAAAGUAUCUACCUACAGCUUCACCACCACGCCAUCAACAACAAUACAAGUGCUGCCAGCGAGGUCUAACAGUGCGACCAUCUUGUUGAAACACUUGUUACAACUGUUGGAACCUGUAAUGAGACCGUUUGUUGUAAGCAAUAAACUACCGGCCUAUUUAAAACUAAUCUUAAGGAACUUUUUUUGUUUAAAAAGCUUAGAACAUACUUGCAUACCGUAUACAAAUAACAGUAAAAAAGUUCCCGGAAUGAUUUCUUAUAAAUGUGUUGAAUAAAGAUAAAAAACAUACAAACCUAUUUUCCGUCAAAAUAAUCUCCUUCAAAAUCCUCUGCAACUGCAACCACCACACACUUUUCCCAAACGUCUUAGUCAAGUAUUGGUCUUAAAAACAAUUUUGGAACUCACUUUUUUAAGUGAUUUCAAUGACUUCGUCGCAUUUUGUUUGAUACACUCAGCAUCUGCAAAUCGUUCUCCUUUUAAUGCAAUUUUCAAACGCUGGAACAGGAAGGAAUCGGCAGGCGCGAGGUCGGGUGAGUAGGGGCACGUAGGGGGGAUGUUCUAGCGUGGUGACGCUGUGCUUCUAUAGGUAAUGGAUGCCAUGUCGAUGUGCGGGGGCGUUGUCAUGAAUGAAAAUUCAAUUGUCUUCCGCUCAAUUUUCAGGGCCUUCUGAUGGCAUCUCUUAAGCGCCUGAGAAUUUCGACUUAAAUUGGCUGCUUGUGUACGGUUUGCCCCUGUGGGAUAAACUCAUAGUGAAUUACGCCUUUUGGAUAAAUAAACCUCAAACAUCACAUUUUCUUUGUUUUUGUCCACAGGAAAUGUUUCCUUCCUUGGAGAUGU